AGCUGGACCCGAAGACCCCACCUCCCUACACCUGUUCCAUCUCCACCACCCCACCCCCUCAACAGUCAUGGAACUGUGAACACGUACCUCAGCCACAUGACCCGGAUCUCCAGUGGGACGCUGAGGUGGACGAAUACGUCAGUGAGACGUUUCUCCCAGCUUCACUUCAGGAGUUCACCUACAGAGAUGCGGAGACAAUUACUGAUGUGUGUAACAGUACUGAUUUGCCAGAGCUUGAGAUCAUCAGCUUAUUGGAGGAGCAGCUGCCUGUCUACAAGCUGAGGGCUGACACCAUCUUCGGCUACGAUCAAGAUGACUGGGUCCACACACCACUGGUGGAUCCUUGUGCUGCCCUCGACCUGACCACUGAGCAGAUAGAGGAGACCCUCAAAUACUUCUUGUUGUGUGCUGACAGAGUGGGCCAAAUGACGAAGACCUACAGUGACAUUGAUGCUGUAACUCGACUGCUGGAAGAGAAAGAGCGUGACUUGGAGUUGGCGGCGCGCAUCGGUCAGUCCCUCUUAAAGAAAAACAAAACCCUCAGUGAGAGAAAUGAACUGCUGGAAGAGCAAGUGGAGCACAUACGAGAAGAGGUCUCUCAGCUGCGUCAUGACCUGACCAUGAAAGAUGAGCUGCUACAGAUUUACACCAGUGCUGCUGAGGAGAGUGAGGGAGAGUCCACGGCCUCCACACCUGUGCGUCUUAGUGAAACCACCGUGUCAACGCCAACCUUUUUCCCACUGGACUCCCUACAGAAGAAACUCAAAGACUUGGAGGAGGAAAACAAAUCACUGCGAUCUGAGGCCAGUCACUUGGAGACAGAAACUAUUUCCUAUGAGGAGAAAGAACAACAACUUGUCAACGACUGUGUCAAAGAACUACGUGAUGCCAACUUGCAGAUUUCCUCUCUGGCUGAAGAACUGGCCCGGAAGACUGAAGAUGCCACCAGACAGCAGGAGGAGAUCACACACCUCCUCUCCCAGAUAGUUGAUCUCCAGAAGAAGGCAAAGCUGUAUGCCGUAGAGAAUGAGGAGCUAACUCAGCACUUGGGAGCAGCCAAAGAUGCCCAGCGACAACUUACUGCUGAGCUACAGGAACUACAAGACAAGUAUGCUGAGUGUAUGGAGAUGCUUCAUGAAGCUCAGGAGGAACUGAAGAACCUGAGAAACAAAACACUACCGCUCAGCACACCCCGACGCUUCCACUCUUUAGGCUUGUUCCCAAUGGACUCUCUGGCAGCAGAGAUAGAGGGCACUAUGAGGAAAGAGCUCCAGAUGGAUGAUCCAGAUGUAGAAGAGCAGAGGCUGCAUCCAAAGCGAGUGUUCCAGACGGUAAAAAAUGUCAACCUGAUGCGUCAAAAUCGUUCGUCGUUAGCUCCCUCCCCUCUUAAUAUCCCCGGAUCCAAUCAGACGUCAUGCUUGACCUCAGCGCGAUCCAGCAGGGUUGGCACACCUCGUCCCAGUUCCAUAAAUGGAAGUGAGACAGGGUGUGGGAACUUCCUGGAUAACAAGAGUAGCUGUACUUCACGAAGUCCAGAUGAUGGCUCGGAGGACUCUAACCGGCGGCCCCCUGGUACUCCAGGGACCCCAGGUAGCAGAGACCUGGAGGCAGCUCUGCGUCGUCUUUCCCUCCGCCGUGACAACUACCUCUCAGAGAAGCGCUUUUUAGACGAGGAGAGGGAGAGAAAGCUGGCCUACCUUGCCAAAGAGGAGGAAAAAGAAGGCGGGGAGGGCAGCGGAGGACCAGGGACCCCCACUGAGAGCCUGUUGUCACUGUGCACACACCCGUCCUUGGGAAGCAUCUGGUCAGGAUACUCGUACGCAGCAAGGUCCUACCUGCCGGAGAAGCUGCAGAUUGUAAAGCCCCUCGAAGGCUCUGCUACUCUACACGCAUGGCAGCAGCUGGCUCAGCCGCACAUGGGGGCUCUGCUGGAUCAUCGGCCCGGUGUGCUCACCAAGGGCUUCCGCACUUUACCACAUGACCAGCGAGAGGAGGAAACCUGGCAUCUUGACCAGCCAGAGGAGGAUGAAGUGUUGUGCGACUCCUUCCACGGCUUGUUGGAGGACAGCGCUGCUCCCUUCGAUGUGACGAGCUCUACCUCUUCCCCGUCCGUCUGCCGCAUGAGAAACGGCGACGCUGAUGAAAGUGACCUAUCAGAAACAAUGCACAGAGAGGCGUGUGUGGUUAAAACAGGUAUUCAAAGGAAAGACGGACUUGUCGGUGACACGCCGCUUUCCUUGUCCAGCCCUGCCAUGUGCUCCUCUCCUAUUCCCUCGUCUUCUGAGAAGACAAACGGACACAUGGGCCACAAGGAGCUCCAGCCUACCACAGUGGAGCAUAUGCCUGUUCAUUUCCCGGGGAAGUGUUUGUCCCACACAAGCUCCACAUACACCUUCACCACCUGCAGGAUUCUUCACCCCUCUGAUCAGCUGACCACAGUUUCACCAAGCACUCACAUCAGCACCUCAACUCCUGCUCCUUCACCUGUUCCCUUCUCUGCACCCUCCACUCCUUCCUACACCCCAUGCUGCACCCCACGCCCCCCUUCUCCUUCUCUUUUCCUUGCUGAAUCAUCCACCAACCUGAGAGACUCCACCAAGACCACUAGCACCUCUUUUGGCCUGGUGCGCCUCCUGCUGGAGCGCGGGAUCUCUGCUUCAGUCUAUAACCCCCAAAGCUGGGACAGAGGACUGUUGUCCAGUUCCAGUGGAGCUUCCACGCCCACUGGCAGAGCACAGGCUGAAACUUGUACCAACACACCUGAGACGGAUGCUGCCCAACAGUCAGUGAAGCGACCAGACACCCUUCUCCUCCAACCUUUCACUCCCCCAAACUCCCCUGGCUCCAGAUCUGACUCCUCCACCACACCCAGACCAGUUUUUCAGUUCAGCCCCUCCACUGAAGAUUCUCCGUUCUACGAAACCUUCCUCGCCUCCAAACCGGCUCGCGUCAUUUUAAAGGAAGUGCUGGUGGAAAUGGAGAAGGAUGGGGGUCUGUCCGACGACGACGACAGCCAAACAGAGAUGUCUAAUCUGGGUCUGGUGGACAAGCUGAAAAGUUUCCGGACCCUUUCCCCUCAUUCUGCCUCAGUGUCAUCUGGGAAUACUCUUUUAGCCUCUUUUAGCUCCGCUGGGUUAGGAAGCAGCGCUCUGGGCGGGGGACUCCCAGGACUUAAUGCUGGACUGAGGAGGAAUCGAAGCUAUCCUGCCAUGGUGGGGGCAAGUAUGGCAAUGAAAGACCCAGGCGGUGCCCCCUGCACAGAUGUACUCAUUCCACAUACAAUGCAAAAUACAAGCACGCAUCACACGGCGAAUACACACGAUAUGGACACAAAACCACCAGAACACACACUGGCCACGAAGCCCAAACACCGACCACAAACACUUCAGGAAAUGGAAAGGGCGACGUCACGGACAGUUGUACAGAGACACACCACAGCAACGAGGAACACUGACCGACACAGUGAUGAAAACGUUUUGAGACGAAACACCAAACCAAACGUUCUGCAGUGAAAUACCCAAUGACAAGUGAGUCACAAGGGCACGUAUACUCACUGAACCAAAUAACUUUACGAACACCGUUCAAAUUCAAAAUCCUCAUUAAAGCAGUAGUGACUGAAACUGACACUGUGUCAUAAUCCCACUGUCUGGAGACUGAUGAUGCAGUAUGUUGCCUUCUUGUGUCACAUGUACCAGGGAUGUUUUUUGUUUUUUUAAAAUCCCAAGUAUUUGUCAGAAUUAGCUGGCGAAUUAUUUGCAGUGCUGUGAGAUGUUACAGUUGUUCGGCUGUUGUUACAGUGCCCCCAUGUGGUUAGAGAAAGACUUACUGAAACCUGAUAUUCCGAGAUCCUGUUUAGGGAUGUGCAGCACUAACGAUUACCUUUUUGUAAUCAAACAAAUAGUUUAAUAUUUAGAGUCCAAGCCCGUCCCCAUAACUUCUAUGUACAUAUAUAUUUUGUGUGCAAUAUACUGUCAUUUCUACAAAAAAUAUUAAAUGGCCCCCACUGGUAAACGGACUGCAGAGCUGUGCCCACAAUAAUUUUAUUUCUUUUUUAGCUGAAAAUUAAUUGAGGAAAAAUGGAAACAUCAAUUAAAUGAAGUACUGACUAAAUAUUUUUUUCUUUUAAAUGAAGAAGUAGGAAUAAUUACGUAGCCUUAAACAACUGCAGGCUUGCACAUCUCUGCUGUCACGUUCUUUUCCCAUCAAUGACCACAGAACAUAUUGAACCUGUGAGAGCACAUUUUUUUUAUGCUUUUGCUUUAAUUUUUUUUUUCUAUCUUAAUUUUUUUUAAAUGUUGAUUUUAUCUGGAAUGAAUCAAGGCCAGUAACUUCAAAAGCAAAAUCAACCAAAGCAAAAACUAAAUGUCUCAAAUAUAUUUUUCUCCUCUUGCCACUAAGGUACUUUUAUUCCCUUAUGUGUUCAGUUGGAACUGUACUAAGCUGCAGUCGAAUAAAACAAGUCAAAACACUAGAUAGCAUAUUGUUAUUUUCUGCUGGAUAUGUUAUAUAUUUAGUUUAGAGACAAACAUGUUCUUUGGCAUUUUCCUCUCACUGUGACUGAAUGUUGGUUUGUGCCGAAGCACUGCUUAUUUUUUCUUUUUAUCUCACAAAAGUAUAAAUCAUGUUGAUUUUAUUGAUAAUGUGGGAAUUAUUGAGUGACUGUAUAAACUUGAUGCCUGAGUAACACACACACAGAGACAUGAUCUUAUCCUUGAACCACAUCAUUCAUGUCGAAGCCACACUGAUGCAGCUCGAACACACAAAUACAGAAACGCAGAAGAAGAAUGAACGGUCGAUUCUUUCAACAGUGACUCUGAAAUGUGUAUAAAACAGCGACGAUAAUAUAAGUGUCAGUGAUGCACAAACACCUUGAUCUGUCCCUUAUAACCAAAGCUGCAGCAAAUGUAAAUAACACAACACACUUGCUAAAGUAAGGAAUAUUUGCUUCUAAACAGAUUCAAGUUAAUUAUUGAUGACGAUAAUCAUGUACAACAACAAACUGUCCAAAUCAAACCAACAUAUAAAGGGACAAGGAAGCAAUCUCUUAAUCUAUUAAAUUAACCACAGUAACUAAAGCUCCCAGAUGCAUUAAAAAAAGGACUGACAUUUUAUUGUUGUUUUUUGUUCUAAAGGGAUAUUUUUCAGUCCAGCUUCUGUGUUCAAUUUUGAGCGUAUUUGUCAGAUAUUUAAAUUAAAAAGAGCUCAAAAAGCCAGUACUUUUAAGGGAGAUUUGCAGGUACCCAUUGUUUGACAAACCAGUAUGAAAGUAAUGCACUUCUGCAUCUUGCACUUUUGUAAAGUGAAGUGAUUUGAGCUGUCUGUUAAUUCCUGGUUCCAGGGAACUGUUAGUUGACAAUGGGACUGAACCACUGUCUUUCUGUCGGUCUGAUGAAUAAAAGGACAAAUCUCUGUCUCAGACGCUGUCA
This is a messenger RNA of Cynoglossus semilaevis (tongue sole), 5426 nucleotides long. RefSeq names its product trafficking kinesin-binding protein 1-like. Gene Ontology annotation, biological process: endosome to lysosome transport; neurogenesis; anterograde axonal transport of mitochondrion. NCBI's taxonomy places the organism in Eukaryota, Metazoa, Chordata, Actinopteri, Pleuronectiformes, Cynoglossidae. The record is from RefSeq and is a predicted model, not a curated record. The transcript has 17 exons. Gene Ontology annotation, cellular component: cytoplasmic vesicle; dendrite; mitochondrion. The coding region runs from base 426 to 3512 and encodes 1028 amino acids. Gene Ontology annotation, molecular function: GABA receptor binding; myosin binding.